AACUCACAAUGGAGGCAUGGCUCCUGCUCCUCGCCUGCCUCCUCACCCCCUUCGUCGUCCUCCUGAUCGCGCAUCGUGGCGCGGGUAAAGCCAAGAAUGGCAGCCGCAUCCCGCCGGGACCCUUGGCCCUGCCGGUGCUCGGCAGCCUGCUGUGGCUGAGGCACUCCUCGGCCGACCUUGAGCCCCUCCUCACGCGCCUCUUCGCGCGGCACGGCCCCGUCGUGUCGCUGCGCGCCGGAUCCCGCCUCUCCAUCUACGUGGCCGACCGGCGCGUGGCCCACGCAGCCCUGGUGGAGCGAGGCGCCGCGCUGGCCGACCGCCCGCCGGCCACGCGAGCUCUCCUCGGCGAGAGCGACAACACCAUCUCGCGCGCCAACUAUGGUCCCGCGUGGCGCCUCCUGCGGCGCAACCUCGUCUCCGAGACGCUGCACCCGUCGCGCGUCCGCCUCUUCGCGCCCGCGCGCUCCUGGGUGCGCGGCGUGCUCGCGGACAAGCUGCUGCGGGAGUCCGAGCAGGCGCCGCCCCGCGGGGUCAUGGUCGUGGAAGCUUUCCGGUACGCCAUGUUCUGCCUCCUCGUGCUCAUGUGCUUUGGAGAGAGGCUCGACGAGGCCGCGGUGCGGGCGAUCGGCGCCGCGCAGCGCGACUGGCUCAUGUACGUCGCGCGCAAGACGAGCGUCUUCCUGUUCUGGCCGGCAGUCACCAAGCACCUCUUCCGCGGCCGUCUCAAGAUGGGAUUCGCCCUGCGGCGGCGGCAGAAGGAGCUCUUCCUGCCGCUGAUUGAGGCUCGGCGAGCGCGCAAGGAUCGGAUCAGCCGAGGCGCCGGCGCAGCCGCCGCGCUGAAGGCUGACACGACGUUCGAGCACUCGUACGUGGACACCCUCCUCGACAUCAAGCUCCCCGACGAGGGGGGCCGAGCGCUCACCGACGACGAGAUGGCCAACCUUUGCUCCGAGUUCCUCACCGCCGGCACCGACGCAACUACCACCGCGCUGCAGUGGAUCAUGGCCGAGCUGGUCAAGAACCCGCGCAUCCAAGAAAAUCUUUACAACGAGAUCAAAGCGACGACGACUGGACCAGAGGAGGUCACCGAGGAGGAGGUGAACAAGAUGCCGUACCUCAAGGCCGUCGUCUUGGAGGGACUGCGCAAGCACCCACCGGGGCACUUCGUGUUGGCGCACAAGGCGGCGGAGGACAUCGAGAUCAGCGGGUACCUGUUCCCCAAGGGCGCCACGGUGAACUUCAUGGUUGCCGACAUGGGCAGGGACGAGCGAGAGUGGCAGAAGCCGACCGAGUUUGUGCCGGAGCGUUUCUUGCCGGGUGGCGACGGUGAGGGGGUGGACGUGACCGGCAGCAGGGAGCUAAGGAUGAUGCCGUUCGGCGUAGGGAGGAGGAUCUGCGCCGGGCUCGGCAUCGCCAUGCUGCACCUGGAGUACUUCGUGGCCGUUUUGGUCAAGGAGUUCGAGUGGAAGGAGGUUCCAGGUGACGAGGUGGACCUCGCCGAGAAGACGGAGUUCUCUGUAGUCAUGGCCAAGCCGCUCCGCGCACGGCUGGUGCCCAGGGGACAAUAAUAACACGACAUUUGCUCCGGUGUCCCCCCCCCCUCUCCGAACUUGGGCUAUUAUGGAUGGUCAGGAUCUCAAGAUACCCCUUCGUGGCUAAUUUAGAAUGAAAUCCACAUAACUCCCAGAUGUUUUAUGUUUUAGACACACCACCCCCUUAAGUUAAAAUUGACACACUUGACUCGUUCAACUUCCCAAAACCAUGUAAUUGACCUCUAACUCUGAUAAGCAAUUUUGAACAGCGGUAUUUCUAAUGUGGCCGAGGGGAUUGCUCCAGGGUGACGUCAUGGAGCUCAUCUACCGCAUCAUCCAUGGUAGCGAGUCCACGAGAACCCCUCGCAAGAAGUCCUACCUCGAUGCAGCCACCGGUGGCUGACUCCGCAGCUCCAAUCCUGAAGGAGAAGUUCCCAUGUCCUCCCUUGACAUUCCCAUGGCACUCCUCAGUUGUUCCCUAUGGCCUCGAUGCACGCUGCUCCAGCUACUCCAGCAGCUGUGCCUGGCAAGCCUACUUGCAUCGAGACGCUGCAGUCGACCCGCUCUGAAGUCCUUGUCGUGGGCGUGGCAAGCACCAGACAAGUAGCAGCGAGUGGCACGCCUGGGUGCAUGGUGUGGGAGGCAGCUAGCCCACACUGCAUGGCAUCUUGAUGAUCAACCAGAUCCGCGUAUGUAUCAGAUGCUAGCUAGCAAGUCCACGGAUCAGCUACUUGCAACAAACACACGCAUACAUGGUUUUAGGAUAAUAAGGGGAUUAAAUCUUCCGCCUUUAAGUUGAGGGGGUGCUGUGUCUAAAUCUUCAAACGCCUGAGGGUUAUCUGGGCUUUUUUGCUAACUUACCCCUUCAACGAGAGGGGGGGACACCGGAGCACAC
Molecule: messenger RNA, 2427 nt
Organism: Lolium perenne
Lineage: Eukaryota; Viridiplantae; Streptophyta; Magnoliopsida; Poales; Poaceae
Product: cytochrome P450 89A2-like
Cellular component (GO): membrane
Molecular function (GO): oxidoreductase activity, acting on paired donors, with incorporation or reduction of molecular oxygen, NAD(P)H as one donor, and incorporation of one atom of oxygen; iron ion binding; heme binding
Source: RefSeq, a predicted model, not a curated record